This is a messenger RNA of Hippoglossus stenolepis (Pacific halibut), 1003 nucleotides long. RefSeq names its product homeodomain-interacting protein kinase 3. The transcript has 7 exons. Bases 39 to 1001 code for a protein of 320 amino acids. Gene Ontology annotation, biological process: peptidyl-serine phosphorylation; peptidyl-threonine phosphorylation. Gene Ontology annotation, molecular function: protein serine/threonine kinase activity; ATP binding. NCBI's taxonomy places the organism in Eukaryota, Metazoa, Chordata, Actinopteri, Pleuronectiformes, Pleuronectidae. The record is from RefSeq and is a predicted model, not a curated record.
AACCGCCCACGGACCAACUGGACGCUGGACCACGCAGCAUGCAGUAUUUCAAUAUCUGUGGGACAUGGAGACUGAAGACUUCAUUAGAAUUGCAUGCUCAGACUGGGCUCCACUACAGCGACAGGAAGUGCUUCAACUCUUCAUGUACCCUUGAGGAGAUCAUGUAUCAAGACCUCAUAGCUGAGGACGAGGAGGAGGUGGAGCACUUCAUUGAUCUCUUGAAAAAGAUGUUGAACGUCAACAAGAAUGAGAGGAUCACACCUGCUCAAGUGCUCAAGCACCCUUUCCUCGCUGUGGAGCAGCAUGGUGACGGCCCACACAUGACUGUCACCAUGGAGGAGCCCUACGUACCUCAGCAGCCUGAACCACUGACCUCCGAGGAGGUGUAUCCUUCUCCUCCAGGAAUCAAUGUGUCAUCUAAUCUGGACGUGACUCUGGAUGAAUACGUGAAGGAUGUCAAGUUUAUGACCAUCUCUGAGAUCCGGCCUGUUCUGCAGCAGCUGGCGACUGCACUGCUCUGCCUGGAAGACCUGGAUAUUGUCCACAGCGAUAUCAAACCGGAGAACAUCAUGGUGCUGGAUAAGUGGCAGAAACCGCUACAAGUGAAGUUGAUUGACUUUGGACUUGCUCGCCAAGGCCCCGACAUACAUCCAGGCUCAGGGGGACAGAGUCUGUUAUACAGGGCUCCAGAGGUCAUGUUGGGUCUCCGUCACAGGCAGCCUAUUGACAUGUGGUCUGUAGGAUUGACUGUGGCAGAGAUGGCUCUGGGCCGCCCCCUGUUACCUGGGAAACACGAGUACGACAUCAUGAAAAACAUUGUGAACACGUUGGGUGAACCGCCCAUAUACCAACUGGACGCUGGACCACGCAGCAUGCAGUAUUUCAAUAUCUGUGGGACAUGGAGACUGAAGACUUCAGAAGAAUUGCAUGCUCGGACUGGGCUCCACUACAGCGACAGGAAGUGCUUCAAAUCUUCAUGUACCCUUGAGGAGGUACGUUAAUG